AUGAAGACACCGAACAGGAAGUGUAAGCUGAGAUGCCUGGGGAAGCCCAUGCCUGGGGAGUUGGCUCAGGAUGAAACUGAUAGAGAUGCAGAGAGGGUCUACAAGACUAAGGUGCACUUUGUCAUCAUGGAUACAGUCACUGAUAGCAUCUAUCAGCGCUUUCUGACACAAGGCACUUGUACACAGACUUUGCUUAUCUGGACCCCAGCAGGUUCUCAGAGAUAAAAUAUAAUGGAUUGCCCCAGACAUCACUUGCUAAACUAAGCAAACUCUUGCUGAGUGUGACAGACAGCAGAGGAGAAUCACAGACAGACAGAGUGACAGACAGCAGAGGAUAAUCACAGACAGACAGACAGACAGACAGACAGACAGACAGACAGACAGACAGACAGACAGACAGACAGACAGACAGACAGACAGACAGACAGACAGACAGACAGACAGACAGACAGACAGACAGACAGACAGACAGACAGACAGACAGACAGACAGACAGAGAUGCAUAGACAGACAGCACGACGGAGAAAACAGACUCGGAGGCCCAGUUAUAGUGGUGAUUUGUAUCGCCAGACUCCAGUGUGUUUUAACAUGUAUUUGUUUUAAAUAUGAGCCGGUUAAAAAGAGCUGCUUAAAAAUGGAAGAAGACCAUGUUCCUUCAGUCACUGGUAUACGCAGCAGGUUAGGAGAGUUAGGUUAAGGUUAGGAAAUGGAGUUAGGGUUAGUGAAAAUGCUCUCCUUACCUGCUACAAAAACUUCCAGUCUUAGCUGUAUCAAGUGUCAAAGAUGGCAGCAUUCUCUAAUAACUACAUGCCUAAUUCUGUUUCAUACUUCUCAAAGUUGAUAACUAGUUUAUUAGUUAUUUUUUCAGUGAUUCAAUUCAGUAAGAUAGCAUAAUUUACUAAUUGAAAGGAUUAUAUUAUAUAUAUUAUAUUAUAUAUAACAUUAAUUCUACAGGUCAGUUCAUCUCGAUACUUCAAAACUCCUAAGAACUUCAUAAAUCCAGUGUGUGGGUCUUCCAGUGAGUUGGAGAGGAUUGAGGAACCAUGGCACAGUUUGAAAGCUUGAUAUGGACUGUAAGUGAAACAUUUCUGAUUUGCACAUUUUGUGGCUUGGCAUGUUUUAAAACCAAUUAUCUAUUUAAAUAUUUCCUCUAUGAAAUAUAAAUCAGUUAUUAUUAGCCUACUAGUUCUGUCCAUUUUACUGAAACCUUCGUAGAAAAAAUGUGGGGGAGAGAAGUACAUUUUCAAUGCUGACCUAGGUUAUCUUUGGUGUCACACCUUUAAAGAUGAAAUAAACACACCAGUGGGUGCCACCACUCUCACAAAAGCCUAUUUAAAAUGGUCCCACAUAAUUACAAUAAUUAUAUUUGAAAUGGGAAUAUUUAGGUUAGAAUUCUGUUAACUACUUCUGUAGGUUUUAUGAAUAAACACCAUCAGCUUAGAUUUUUGCGAUUUUAUUUCUAAAAUGUUCUCUACUUCCAGGUACCUAUUAUAUUGGUGCUUGGAAUCAUUGGAUCCUGUAUCUCAUGUGGUAGAGCCGAGUACAGAAUAGGGGAUGAAUGUUGUCCCAUGUGUUGGCCAGGUAAGGACCGUCUCUUUACAUCAUAUGAAUCACCAGACAUUAAUACAUCAUCAACACCAACAUAUAACUUCUAUACUUCUAAACAUUGAACCCAGUUUCACAUAUGAUCGCCCCAUCUAUAAAUUAGGCGAUAGAGAUUGCAUAAUGUGUUGGCCUGGUAAGGACCUUGUGUAUUUUUAUGAGGGGUUAAUUAUAAUAAUAACUAUACAAAAAAUGUAAAAUGUAACAAUAAUAAUAAUUAUGAUAAUAAUAAUAACAAAACGUAAUUAUUUUCUGGUUUUCUUUUCAACAGGAUAUCGUGUAAAUAGUCAUUGUACUAAAUCUACAAUCACCUCCUGUGUGCCCUGUAUUGACUCCACAUUCCUUGAUGAGCCCAGUGGGAAAACAACAUGCAACAACUGUACCACAUGUGGUCCAGGUGAGAAUUCUGUGUUCUGUGCAUAAACACUGAGAUACUUUACUAUAUCAGCUGUUGUUUUAAUGAAAUACAACAGGCUUUACAUUUAGCUUCAGAUACCAAGUGACAUGUUUUCUCCAUAGGUUUGGGUUUGAAGGUAAAGCAGCCAUGUAGACCUUCAUCAGACACUGUCUGUGGGACACUGGAGGGGUUCUACUGUCUAGACCCAACUAAGGAUGGUUGUAGAGCAGCCCAGAGACACAGCAGCUGUAAACCUGGUCAAUACAUCAGCCACACAGGUUGGUCUUCAUGCAAAUCUUCCAUUGACAUCAGUGCAUGAUUUAUGCAGUCGUGAGUUAAGCACAUCUUUAGGACCCUGAGUUUCACCCUGUGUUGAUGCAGGAACAACAUCUGCAGAUACUGUGUGUGCUGACUGCACUGGUGAUACUUAUUCAGAUGGAUCAUUUACAUCCUGCCAGCCACACACACAGUAAGUAAAUGGUUAUUUCCCUCAAAAUAUAAACUAAAUACUACAAUAAUAUGCUCACAUAGGAAUGUGAAACUGAUAGUUGGGUGACCAAAUUGUUGAUUACCAGUGGUCUGUUUCUCUUUUUAUAGAUGUGAUACCUUGAAGCUUCAGCAAAUUAAACCUGGAACUCAAUGGUCUGACUCUGAAUGUGGACCACAGACCUCCAUACCCAUAGCUGCAAUAAUAUAUCCUGUUGUGGUGGUGGUGGUGGUGGUGGUGCUACUAGUUGUCAUAGCAACUAGAAGAACAAAAAAAACAUAUCCUGUAUAUGGUGAGAUUAUUUUGGGGAAUUGUACAGUUUCAUUUAUUGUUUUAAUUGCCCAGAUGAACAAGUGAGAAAUAUCCAGCACAAAAUCAAAUCAAAUGUUAUUUGUCACAUGCGCCGAAUACACCGAGUGUAGACUUGCUUGCUUACGAGCCCUUCCAAACGAUGCAGUUUGGUAACACACAAUAAUAAAAUACAGAAGAAUGGAGCUAUAUACAGGGAGUAUCUGUAAAGUUCCCGUGUGGCUCAGUUGUUAGAGCAUGGCGCUUGCAACGUCAGGAUUGUGGGUUCGAUUCACACAGGGGAAAGUAUGAAAAAUGUAUGCACUCUGGAAAAGAGCAUCUGCUAAAUGACUGAAAUAAAUAAAUGACUGAAAUAAAUAUUAGAACACACAAGAUGAAUGAAAUACACAAGAAUGUUUUGAAAAUCAUGACAAUGCCAUACAGUGUAUGUUAUCGAUUUCUAAAUUAGUUUUUGUCUAAAUGUUCAUUCUUGCACCUUUCCAGAGAGGACUUUUCCAGAGACACAAAGCCCUACAGAGGUAUGUCAAUGAAUAACCCCCCAAUACCUACUUUAUGCAGCAGAAUUUUCUAUCAUACUCAAUGUGUUAAGGAGAUGGCUGAUGUUUUUCAGGGGCAGGGACUGGGAGACUAGUCCGGAUCAAGGGAGAGAUGAACGGAUCAAAGUAUAGAGAGAUCCUUGAUGAAAACCUGCUCCAGAGCGCUCAGGACCUCCGACUGGGGCAAAGCACACAGCCAAGACAACACAGGAUUGGCUUUGGGACAAGUCUCUGAAUGUCCUUGAGUGGCCCAGCCAGAGCCCGGACUUGAACCCGAUCGAACAUCUCUGGAGAGACCUAAAAAUAGCUGUGCAGUGACGCUCCCCAUCCAAUCUGACAGCGCUUGAGAGGAUCUGCAGAGAAGAAUGGGAGAAAAUCCCCAAAUAUUUACAUUUACAUUUACAUUUUAGUCAUUUAGCAGACGCUCUUAUCCAGAGCGACUUACAGGAGCAAUUAGGGUUAAGUGCCUUGCUCAAGGGCACAUUAACGUCAUUUAGCAGACGCUCUUAGCCAGAGCGACUCACAAAUUGGUGCGUUCACCCUAUAGCCAGUGGGAUAACCACUUUACAAUUGGGGGGGGGGGGGGGGGGGGGGGUUAGAAGGAUUACUUUAUCCUAUUCCAGGUAUUCCUUGAAGAGGUGGGGUUUCAAAUGUCUCCGGAAGGUGGUGAGUGACUCCGCUGUCCUGGCGUCGUGAGGGAGCUUGUUCCACCAUUGGGGUGCCAGAGCAGCGAACAGUUUUGCCUGGGCUGAGCGGGAACUAUGCUUCCGCAGAGGAAGGGGAGCCAGCAGGCCAGAGGUGGAUGAACGCAAUGCCCUCGUUUGGGUGUAGGGACUGAUCAGAGCCUGAAGGUACAGAGGUGCCGUUCCCCUCACUGCUCCAUAGGCAAGCACCAUGGUCUUGUAGCGGAUGCGAGCUUCAACUGGAAGCCAGUGGAGUGUGCGGAGGAGGGGGGUGACGUGAGAGAACUUGGGAAGGUUGAACACCAGACGGGCUGCGGCAUUCUGGAUGAGUUGUAGGGGUUUAAUGGCACAGGCAGGGAGGCCAGCCAACAGCGAGUUGCAGUAGUCCAGACGGGAGAUGACAAGUGCCUGGAUUAGGACCUGUGCCGCUUCCUGUGUAAGGCAGGGUCGUACUCUCCGAAUGUUGUAGAGCAUGAACCUGCAGGAUCGGGUCACCGCCUUGAUGUUGGCGGAGAACGACAGGGUGUUGUCCAGGGUCACGCCUAGGCUCUUCGCACUCUGGGAGGAGGACACAGCGGAGUUGUCAACCGUGAUGGCGAGAUCAUGGAACGGGCAGUCCUUCCCCGGGAGGAAGAGCAGCUCCGUCUUGCCAGGGUUCAGCUUGAGGUGGUGAUCCGUCAUCCAUACUGAUAUGUCUGCCAGACAUGCAGAGAUGCGAUUCGCCACCUGGUUAUCAGAAGGGGGAAAGGAGAAGAUUAGUUGUGUAUCGUCAGCGUAGCAAUGAUAUGAAAGGCCAUGUGAGGAUAUGACAGAGCCAAGUGACUUGGUGUAUAGGGAGAAAAGGAGAGGGCCUAGAACUGAGCCCUGGGGGACACCAGUGGUGAGAGCACGUGGUGCGGAGACAGCUUCUCGCCACGCCACUUGGUAGGAGCGACCGGUCAGGUAGGACGCAAUCCAGGAGUGAGCCGCGCCGGAAAUGCCCAGCUCGGAGAGGGUGGAGAGGAGGAUCUGAUGGUUCACAGUAUCAAAGGUAGCAGACAGGUCUAGAAGGACAAGAGCAGAGGAGAGAGAGUUAGCUUUAGCAGUGCGGAGAGUCUCCGUGACACAGAGAAGAGCAGUCUCAGUUGAAUGACCAGUCCUGAAACCUGAUUGGUUUGGAUCAAGAAGGUCAUUCUGAGAGAGAUAGCAAGAGAGUUGGCUAAAGACGGCACGCUCAAUAGUUUUGGAAAGAAAAGAAAGAAGGGAUACUGGUCUGUAGUUGUUGACAUCAGUGGGGUCGAGUGUUGGUUUUUUGAGAAGGGGAGCAACUCUCGCUCUCUUGAAGACGGAAGGGACAUGGCCAGCGGUCAAGGAUGAGUUGAUCAGCGAGGUGAGGUAGGGGAGAAGGUCACCGGAGAUGGUCUGGAGAAGGGAGGAGGGGAUGGGGUCAAGCGGGCAGGUUGUUGGGCGGCCUGCAGUCACAAGUCGCAGGAUUUUAUCUGGAGAGAGAGGGGAGAAAGAAGUCAAAGCAUAGGGUAGGGCAGUGUGAGCAGGACCAGCAGUGUCAUUAGACUUAACAAACGAGGAUCGGAUGUCGUCAACCUUCUUUUCAAAGUGGAUUCAGGAGGGAGGAAAAUGUGGCAAAGAGCUUCCUAGGGUUAGAGGCAGAUGCUUGGAAUUUAGAGUGGUAGAAGGUGGCUUUAGCAGCAGAAACAGAUGAAGAAAAUGUAGAGAGGAGGGAGUGAAAAGAUGCCAGGUCGGCAGGGAGUUUAGUUUUCUUCCAUUUCCGCUCCGCUGCCCGGAGCUCUGUUCUGUGAGCUCGCAAUGAGUCAUCAAGCCACGGAGCUGGAGGGGAGGACCGAGCCCGGCCGGGAGGAUAGGGGACACAGAGAGUCAAAGGAUGCAGAAAGGGAGGAGAGGAGGGUUGAGGAGGCAGAAUCAGGAGAUUGGAGGGAGAAGGAUUGAGCAGAGGGAAGAGAUGAUAGGAUGGAAGAGGAGAGAGUAGUGGGAGAGAGAGAGCGAAGGUUGCGGCGGCGCAUUACCAUCUGUGUAGGGGCAGAGUGAGUAGUGUGGGAGGAGAGCGAGAGAGAAAAGGAAACAAAGUAGUGGUCGGAGACAUGGAGGGGAGUUGCAGUGAGAUUAGUAGAGGAGCAGCAUCUAGUGAAGAUGAGGUCAAGCGUAUUGCCUGCCUUGUGAGUAGGGGGGGACGGUGAGAGGGUGAGGUCAAAAGAGGAGAGGAGCGGAAAGAAGGAGGCAGAGAGAAAUGAGUCAAAUGUGGACAUAGGGAGGUUGAAAUCCCCCAAAACUGUGAGGGGUGAGCCAUCCUCAGGGAAGGAACUUAUCAAGGCGUCAAGCUCAUUGAUGAACUCUCCAAGGGAACCUGGAGGGCGAUAGAUGACAAGGAUAUUAAGCUUAAAUGGGCUAGUGACUGUGACAGCAGUGACAUACAGGUGACAUACAGGUGUGCCAAGCUUGUAGUGUCAUACCCAAGAAGACUUGAGGCUGUAAUUGCUGCCAAAGGUGCUUCAACAAAGUACUGAGUAAAGGGUCUGAAUACUUAUGUAAAUGUGUAUUUUAUUUUUAAUACAUUUGCUAAAAUGUCUAAAAACAUGUUUUUGCUUUGUCAUUAUGGGGUAUUGUGUGUAGAUUGAGUACAUUAUAUAUAAUUGUUUAGUAUAUGGCUGUAACAUAACAAAAUGUGGAAAAAGUCAAGAGGUCUGAAUACUUUCCGAAUGCACUGUAAGUAGAGGAUCCACAAUAAAAUGAAUAGAAUUUAACUUUCAUAAUGUUCUUAUGUUCAAGUGUCCCAAUGACAUUAGCUACAUUGUAAAAAUGCAAUUGAAUAAAGCAAAUUGAGACACCAAUGCAAUAGCAGCUUGGUCUGGGCUACUUUGAUCAUUGACUAUAAUGUCUCGCUACCUCUUCUGUUUCUGCUUAUGUGCUGGUUACUGGUUAACGUGAACCACCGAAACACAACCGCACUGUUUCGGAGGAAACACUGCACCCGUUCGGUCACAAGAGUCGCUAGUGGGCGAUGGGACAUGAACAUCUCUGCAAAUUGAAAACAGAGUAAAUGCACACGUGACGUGGCACAAUUCUAAUAUCUAAUAGGCCUAGUUUACACACAUGGCUGAUUAGUAAUAAUGCUUUCACUUUAUAGAGCACUUCUAUUGCAAGGCUGGUGAUAUUAAGUGUCAAGGCUAUAGCCAAAGUUGUAGUAGCCUAUGUCACAAUUGCAAUGGUAGGCACAUUCCAUAGCCUAUGUAGGAUGAAUAAUAAUGUAUUGAAUUCAUAGAGUGCUUUUCAUGACAACAAUGUGUUCUAUGUUAAGUUGUAACCCCAUGGGAGUCACAGAUCAUCUGACAAAAGAAGUAAGGAAGAUCAUUGAAUGACUGUUUCUGAAAAUGAUUUGGUUUGGUGAAAGCGUAGGCUACAGUAUUCAAUAGCUGCUUGAUUUUCUGAUCACAGUCUCAUUAAUUUGGUCCACAGGGUAUUUUAAAUGGGGGAUAUGUGUCCCAUCUAUAGCACCAAUGACGUUUGGAAAAUCAUCUGCGGGAUGAAUUAGGCUAUUUAUCAUUUUUAUCAUGUCUAGGUUUAUUAAUUUGAGAUUUGCAAAGUAUUGCUGGCAGUGACCGCAACCUACUGUACCUGCAAUUCUCUAAAUCCUCUUUGAUUAUAUGGACAGCUUGAUGGCCAGGGAAUGCAACAGAGACAUUAAAACAUAUCUAGUAGUUAGCAGGUUUGUUUCAGAACAUUCGUUGCUAUGGUUUCUGAUCAGGCUCUCUUUUUGGAGCCGGAAAUUCUGAGGUUGCACAAAUUCUUGUUUGACAGAUCUCGCUAAAUCACUCAUCUGACUUUCUGGAAUACUCCUCUGGUAACACGUCUGUACACGAUCAAAACAUAAAAACACAAAAUGAGAUACUAAUAAACACUUUCGACACCAUCUGGUGGCCGAUCUUUGUAAUUACCAUACCGAAUAUGAGGUAUAACGUGGUUCCAGGGACAUCAUUUUACAUUUACAUUUUAGUCAUUCAGCAGACGCUCUUAUCCAGAGCGACUUACAGUUAGUGAGUGCAAACAUUUUCAUACUGGCCCCCCGUGGGAAACGAACCCACAACCCUGGCGUUGUAAGCGCCAUGCUCUACCAACUGAGCUACAGGGGACUACGUCACCGGCUAGAAAACCCAAUACGGCUGCCAUCGCAAUGCCAUAUAUGGACGUGUGUGUGUCGUCCGAAAUCAGUAGCUCUCGAUUUCUUUACGGUUUUGGAAUUUAGCUUGCAACGCAGCUGUCAAGACAUGAUGAGAUUAAUGGAUCCUCAGAAAUGGGUACAGAUAGAUAGCUAAAUUGAUAUCUACUUAGUAAGUUUGCAACAAAGAAAUGUAUAUUUUUCAAUUAAAUAAAAAAGCAAAUCUAAAUGCGAUGCUCACGAGUUAUGUUCACAUAAUGAUCAGCUAGCUAGCCAGCUUGGUUAGCUAAUAGCUACAUAGAUGGGUAAUGACAUAUAUUUCAAGGUGUUAAACAGGGGAAAUAGUGUUAGAAUUGGUUUUAUAUAUAGCUACCUCCUCCAUUGUCCAUACAUUCACACAAACACACCAAAGGAUUGGGAUAACCUGGUUUGGUUAUUUCUUGUUCUAUGUACAGUGGGGGGGAAAAAAGUAUUUAGUCAGCCACCAAUUGUGCAAGUUCUCCCACUUAAAAAGAUGAGAGAGGCCUGUAAUUUUCAUCAUAGGUACACGUCAAUUAUGACAGACAAAAUGAGAAGGAAAAAAUCCUGAAAAUCACAUUGUAGGAUUUUUUAUGAAUUUAUUUGCAAAUUAUGGAGGAAAAUAAGUAUUUGGUCAAUAACAAAAGUUUCUCAAUACUUUGUUAUAUACCAUUUGUUGGCAAUGACACAGGUCAAACGUUUUCUGUAAGUCUUCACAAGGUUUUCACACACUGUUGCUGGUAUUUUGGCCCAUUCCUCCAUGCAGAUCUCCUCUAGAGCAGUGAUGUUUUGGGGCUGUCGCUGGGCAACACGGACUUUCAACUCCCUCCAAAGAUUUUCUAUGGGGUUGAGAUCUGGAGACUGGCUAGGCCACUCCAGGACCAUGAAAUGCUUCUUAAAAAGCCACUCCUUCGUUGCCCGGGCGGUGUGUUUGGGAUCAUUGUCAUGUUGAAAGACCCAGCCACGUUUCAUCUUCAAUGCCCUUGCUGAUGGAAGGAGGUUUUCACUCAAAAUCUCACGAUACAUGGCCCCAUUCAUUCUUUCCUUUACACGGAUCAGUCGUCCUGGUCCCUUUGCAGAAAAACAGCCCAAAGCAUGAUGUUUCCACCCCCAUGCUUCACAGUAGGUAUGGUGUUCUUUGGAUGCAACUCAGCAUUCUUUGUCCUCCAAACACGACGAGUUGAGUUUUUACCAAAAAGUUCUAUUUUGGUUUCAUCUGACCAUAUGACAUUCUCCCAAUCCUCUUCUGGAUCAUCCAAAUGCACUCUAGCAAACUUCAGACGGGCCUGGACAUGUACUGCCUUAAGCAGGGGGACACGUCUGGCACUGCAGGAUUUGAUUCCCUGGCGGUGUAGUGUGUUACUGAUGGUAGGCUUUGUUACUUUGGUCCCAGCUCUCUGCAGGUCAUUCACUAGGUCCCCCCGUGUGGUUCUGGGAUUUUUGCUCACCGUUCUUGUGAUCAUUUUGACUCCACGGGUGAGAUCUUGCGUGGAGCCCCAGAUCGAGGGAGAUUAUCAGUGGUCUUGUAUGUCUUCCAUUUCCUAAUAAUUGCUCCCACAGUUGAUUUCUUCAAACCAAGGUGCUUACCUAUUGCAGAUUCAGUCUUCCCAGCCUGGUGCAGGUCUACAAUUUUGUUUCUGGUGUCCUUUGACAGCUCUUUGGUCUUGGCCAUAGUGGAGUUUGGAGUGUGACUGUUUGAGGUUGUGGACAGGUGUCUUUUAUACUGAUAACAAGUACAAACAGGUGCCAUUAAUACAGGUAACGAGUGGAGGACAGAGGAGCCUCUUAAAGAAGAAGUUACAGGUCUGUGAGAGCCAGAAAUCUUGCUUGUUUGUAGGUGACCAAAUACUUAUUUUCCACCAUAAUUUGCAAAUAAAUUCAUUACAAAUCCUACAAUGUGAUUUUCUGGAUUUUUUUUUCUCAAUUUGUCUGUCAUAGUUGACGUGUACCUAUGAUGAAAAUUAUAGGCCUCUCAUCUUUUUAAGUGGGAGAACUUGCACAAUUGGUGGCUGACUAAAUACUUUUUUCCCCCACUGUAUGUGUAGUCGCUCACCUGUCUGUCAUUGUAAAGUGUGUGGGUUCAGUAGAGAACAACAUUGUCGAAAGUUCAGAUAUAAAUUAAUUGUCUAGAUGUCAUUUUAUGUAUCUCUUUGCCAAGUAGGUCUAGCAAUUAAUCAUAUCAUCUCUAUUCAUUACAUUAAGCCUACUACUAUCUUCAACGUGUACAUUGUCAUCCACCUGAACUCAACCCUGUUGAUGCUGUUCUCUCUUAGGGUGGGUUGCACCAACAUGGAUUAACUGUUAAACUGGGUUAAAUCAAGGUUUAUCUAUUAAUCUUGUUGCACCAAAUUUUAAACCUUGGUUUUAAAAUAAUUACAAUUACUUUUACAUUUUAGUCAUUUAGCAGACGCUCUUAUCCAGAGCGACUUACAGGAGCAAUUAGGGUUAAGUGCCUUGCUCAAGGGCACAUUUACGUCAUUUAGCAGACGCUCUUAUCCAGAGCGACUUACAAAUUGGUGCAUUCACCCUAUAGCCAGUGGGAUAACCACUUUACAAUUAUUAUUAUUAUUUUUUUUGGGGGGGGGGUAGAAGGAUGACUUUAUCCUAUCCCAGGUGUUCCUUAAAGAGGUGGGGUUUCAAAUGUCUCCGGAAGGUGGUGAGUGACUCCGCUGUCCUGGCGUCGUGAGGGAGCUUGUUCCACCAUUGGGGUGCCAGAGCAGCGAACAGUUUUGACUGGGCUGAGCGGGAACUAUGCUUCCGCAGAGGAAGGGGAGCCAGCAGGCCAGAGGUGGAUGAACGCAAUGCCCUCGUUUGGGUGUAGGGACUGAUCAGAGCCUGAAGGUACGGAGGUGCCGUUCCCCUCACUGCUCCAUAGGCAAGCACCAUGGUCUUGUAACGGAUGCGAGCUUCAACUGGAAGCCAGUGGAGUGUGCGGAGGAGGGGGGUGACGUGAGAGAACUUGGGAAGGUUGAACACCAGACGGGCUGCGGCAUUCUGGAUGAGUUGUAGGGGUUUAAUGGCACAGGCAGGGAGCCCAGCCAACAGCGAGUUGCAGUAAUCCAGACGGGAGAUGACAAGUGCCUGGAUUAGGACCUGUGCCGCUUCCUGUGUAAGGCAGGGUCGUACUCUCCGAAUGUUGUAGAGCAUGAACCUGCAGGAUCGGGUCACCGCCUUGAUGUUAGCGGAGAACGACAGGGUGUUGUCCAGGGUCACGCCAAGGCUCUUCGCACUCUGGGAGGAGGACACAACGGAGUUGUCAACCGUGAUGGCGAGAUCAUGGAACGGGCAGUCCUUCCCCGGGAGGAAGAGCAGCUCCGUCUUGCCAGGGUUCAGCUUGAGGUGGUGAUCCGUCAUCCAUACUGAUAUGUCGGCCAGACAUGCAGAGAUGCGAUUCGCCACCUGGUUAUCAGAAGGGGGAAAGGAGAAGAUUAGUUGUGUAUCGUCAGCGUAGCAAUGAUAGGAGAGGCCAUGUGAGGAUAUGACAGAGCCAAGUGACUUGGUGUAUAGGGAGAAAAGGAGAGGGCCUAGAACUGAGCCCUGGGGGACACCAGUGGUGAGAGCACGUGGUGCGGAGACAGCUUCUCGCCACGCCACUUGGUAGGAGCGACCGGUCAGGUAGGACGCAAUCCAGGAGUGAGCCGCGCCGGAGAUGCCCAGCUCGGAGAGGGUGGAGAGGAGGAUCUGAUGGUUCACAGUAUCAAAGGCAGCAGACAGGUCUAGAAGGACAAGAGCAGAGGAUAAAUUAAAUCCUUCCUCUAAUCUAAAUUUAGUUUUCACUUUAAACCUAGAUUAAUUUUAAACCUGUUGCUCAAUAAAAAAAAUAAAAAAUGAACAUAAAUUUAGAUUGGAGAUUAAUUCUAAACUGCUGCUUGAGGUGGUUUAACUGAUAAAAUGGCAGCAUAUCUACCAAAACGACAGAGUUCCUCAGAAAAUAAUUAGAGACAGGUUAAAUCCUGUUGAAUUUUAUGAUAAUGAUGAGUUUUCAAGGCACUACCGCUUCUCCAAGGACACUGUAAUGUAAUGCAACUGGAAAAAAAGGUUGGACUAACCAUUAAGCAUGGGAGUGAUAGGAACGCGGCUGUACCCCCACUACUUCAGCUCCUGGUGACCCUACGGUUCUACGCAACUGAAUGUUUCCAGAUGGUGGAUGGGGACAUUUUUGGACUCCACAAGACAAGGUGAGAAUGGAGAACUAUUCCGUAAUCGGAAAGGUUACUGCUCCUUCAACGUGCAGGCUGUCUGUGAUGACAAAGGUCAGCUCACCAACAUCGUAGCUAGACGGCCAGGAUCCACCCAUAACAGCAGAAUCUUUGACAAUAGUCGUCUGUGUGAAAUGCUGGAAAGGGGGGCAUAUGAAGGCCACCUACUAGAUGACAAUGGAUAUGCCUGUCGUGGGUACCUUAUGACUCCUCUUUUAAACCCCCAGACACCUGAAGAGAGAGAAUACAACACCUCUCAUAUCCUGGCAAGAGGUCUCAUAGAGAGUUUUUGGAGUGUGGAAAAAAAUGAUUCCCGUGCCUAUAGGAGGGUCUCCGCACGAAGAUGGACACUACACUGACAAUCAUUAUUGCAGUGGCAGUUCUGUAUAACUUUGGCAACAGACAAGGAGACGAGCAAGCUGAGGAGGACCUGCCUGAGGAGAAUGCAGAAGAUGGCCAGGUGCAACAUGCUGCCAAUGCAAAUGGGAAUGCUGUGAGGAGAACCUUGAUUGAGAACCAUUUUGCAGCCUGGUGUAUAUAA
Coregonus sp. 'balchen' is the source of this 12940-nucleotide messenger RNA. The record is from the annotation of a GenBank genome assembly. NCBI's taxonomy places the organism in Eukaryota, Metazoa, Chordata, Actinopteri, Salmoniformes, Salmonidae.